AUGAUGAUGAUGGCUCCCACCAAGAGACUGUCUGGUCUGCAAAAGGACGUACUGAGUUUGUACCGCUCCAUUCUCCGAGAAGCUGUCAAGAAAGAUCGUCAAGUAUUGGCAUUAACACACGGCAACCUUUGCUCAUUGCUCUUUUCCCCGCAACGAACGACGACCGGCUACGCCAGGACCGAAUUUCGCCAUCAAUGCCAACAAGUCAAGCGUUCCGAAUUCAAGAAGAUUGAAUACUUGAUUCGAAAGGGAGAAAAGCAGCUCAAAAUACUCAAAAUGCCUGGAACCAAGGUGGUCAUGGGGGCGUCGUGA
Molecule: messenger RNA, 312 nt
Organism: Seminavis robusta
Lineage: Eukaryota; Bacillariophyta; Bacillariophyceae; Naviculales; Naviculaceae
Source: the annotation of a GenBank genome assembly